This is a messenger RNA of Catharus ustulatus (Swainson's thrush), 1799 nucleotides long. RefSeq names its product kaptin, actin binding protein (gene KPTN). The coding region runs from base 150 to 1799 and encodes 549 amino acids. The record is from RefSeq and is a predicted model, not a curated record. Gene Ontology annotation, cellular component: actin cytoskeleton; lamellipodium; KICSTOR complex. The transcript has 13 exons. NCBI's taxonomy places the organism in Eukaryota, Metazoa, Chordata, Aves, Passeriformes, Turdidae. Gene Ontology annotation, biological process: cellular response to amino acid starvation; negative regulation of TORC1 signaling; actin filament organization. Gene Ontology annotation, molecular function: actin filament binding.
UUCCGUCGCGUUUCGUGACGUCACUUCCGCGCGCGCUCCCCCGUUAGGCCCCCACCGCGGCGCUCCCGGCGGGGCUGCCCCCGGCGCUGCCUGUCCCGGUUCCCUCCCGGUUCCCCUCACGGUUGCCGCCGCCAUUUUGAGCCCUCACAAUGUCACCGUGGGGCCGCUGCCCGCUGGUUGAGGACAGUUUCAGCCGGUUGGGCUCGCAGAGUAACGUGUACGGGCUGACGGCGUUGGCGGGGCCCGGUACCGGGCCCGGGGGGUUGUUGGCGGCGGCGCUCAAAGGGAAAGUUUUGUUGUUCCGGUACCUUCAGCUGAGGCCUCGCCUGCGCCCGUUGGCCCGGGAGAUGCAGUUCACCUACAUCCCCGUGGAUGCCGAGAUCGUUUCCAUCGAUUCCUUCCCCAAAUCCCCCCCCCAGCGCGGCCUCGUGGUCGGGAUCACCUUCAUCAAGGACUCGGGGGACAAGCCCAGCCCCUUCCUGAACAUUUACUGCGACUACGAGCCCGGCUGCGAGUUCGACCUCGACUCCGUGGCCCAGAGCUGCCUGAACCUGGAGCUUCACUUCACCCCCUUCCAGCUGUGCCACGCUCAAGUCAGGGUGGGGGAGCACCUGGAGACCGUGUUCCUGCUGAGUGGGAAUGACCCAGGAAUUCACCUGUACCGGGAGAACCCAGGCUCUCACCAGUUUGAGGAGCAGCCGAUCCAGCUCCUGUUCCCCGAGCUCCAGAACGUUCCCAGCACGGUUCUGUGGUUGGACGUUCGGUCGCUGCCGCUCUCCGGGCGCCGCCUCUCGGCCCUCGGCUGCCAGAGCGGCUUCGUGCGCGCGGCGCUGGUGGACGAGGGGACAGGGGCUGUUUUGCAGAGCUGGAGCCUGCAGCAGGACGGGCCCAUCUCCUCCGUGCUGCUUUUCCCGCUGCCCACGGGGGAGGAAGAGGACCCCGAGGGCUCCUGGAGCCUCCUGGUGAGCAGCGCCCUGGAGGCUGCUGUGGUUUAUGGGGGCCUCCUGAGGCAGGGUCUGUCUCAGCCCUUGGCUCUCCCCGGCAGCCGCGGCUCCGACGCCGUCGUUUGCGCCAAAGUCACCGACGUCGACUUCGACGGCGUCAACGAGGUCCUGCUGGGGACCUAUGGACAGGAGCUGCUCUGUUACAAAUACACCGAGGUCCCUUCCGGGGUCACUUCCGGGGUCGGCCCCGGGGUCACUUCCGGGUCGCGGGGUCACUUCCGGGGUCACUUCCGGCCGCUCUGGAGCCGCCGCUUCCCCUCCCCCCUGCUGGCGCUGGAGCCGCUCGACCUGACGGGGGAUGGGCUGAGGGAGCUGGCGGUCGUGUGCCUGGGGGGGCUCCAUGUCCUGCAGCACAGCCUGGCCCCGACGGCGCGGCUGCUCCGGGAGCGGCUCCGCAGGGAGGCGCGGCAGAAACGGAACCAGAAAAACCAAAAUCUGGAAAAAAUCCCCGAGAAGAUUCCGGAAAAAACUCCCGAAAAAAAUCCCGGGAACGGGGAAAAAAUCCCGGGAAAAAUCCCCGAAAAAAUCCCGGGAAAAAUCGCGGAAAAUUUCCCGGGAAAAAGCGGCGAAAAUUGGCGGGAAAAUGCCGAGAAAUUCCCGGGAAAAAGCAGCGAGAAUUGGCGGGAAAAUGCUGAGAAAUUCCCGGGAAAAAACUCAGAAAAAAUCCCGGAAAAAUUCCCGGGAAAAAGCGGCGAAAAUUGGCGGGAAAGCAGCGAGAAAUUCCCGGGAAAAAGCGGCGAAAAUUGGCGGGAAAGCGCGGCGGCGGCGGGAGCGGACCCGAAGGGGAACAGGUAG